This is a messenger RNA of Oryza brachyantha (malo sina), 1008 nucleotides long. RefSeq names its product glutathione S-transferase zeta class-like. The coding region runs from base 89 to 745 and encodes 218 amino acids. The transcript is spliced from 8 exons. Gene Ontology annotation, cellular component: cytoplasm. Gene Ontology annotation, molecular function: maleylacetoacetate isomerase activity; glutathione transferase activity. Lineage: Eukaryota; Viridiplantae; Streptophyta; Magnoliopsida; Poales; Poaceae. The record is from RefSeq and is a predicted model, not a curated record. Gene Ontology annotation, biological process: glutathione metabolic process; L-phenylalanine catabolic process.
UCCAGCUCAGUCGUCAUCACCCACUCCGGCCGCCUCCUCCAACACCAAGCCGUUGACCUCGCCGGCGCCGCCACCCGCCAACAUCCACAUGGCGACGAGGCUGAAGCUCUACUCGUUCUGGCGCAGCUCCUGCUCGCACCGCGUCCGGAUAGCCCUCCACCUCAAGGGACUGGAGUACGAGUACAAGCCGGUCAAUCUCCUCGCAGACGAGCAGUCAGACCCAGAGUUUGAGAGGCUCAACCCGAUCAAAUAUGUCCCGGCGUUGGUCGACGGCGACGCCGUCGUCGCGGAUUCCUUUGCAAUCUUGCUGUAUCUUGAAGACAAGUACCCUCAGCAUGCUCUGUUACCACAAGACCCAACAAAGAAGGCACUCAAUAUCCAGAUUGCAAGCAUAGUUGGUUCAAGCAUUCAACCACUUCAGAACUAUCCUGUCCUUAAUUUUAUUGAGGAGAAAUUAGACUCACAGGAGAAAAUUAAGUGGACCCAAUAUCACAUCAACAGGGGAUUCACAGCUCUUGAGAAAUUGUUAAAAGGCUGCACAACUACAUAUGCCACUGGAGAUGAAAUCCAACUGGGAGACCUCUUUCUAGAACCCCAAAUAUACGGUGGCAUUAAGCGCUUUGGGAUAGACAUGUCAAAUUACCCUAUCCUGGCCAGGCUUCAUGAAGCGUACAUGGAACAUCCAGCUUUCCAAGCCGCACUGCCAGAGAAGCAACCGGAUGCACCUUCAUCUCCUGAGUUCUGAUCAUAUCUACAUUGAAACAUAUACAUAUAGUAGGAUUAAAUAUAAGUCCAUGGCUCAAAAUGAAACAGAUCUCUCAUACUUGGAAUGGCUAAAUAACCUCUAGUCUGGCUGCACCAAACUGUAGCAAAUCCAGCACAAUUGAGAUGUUAUUUCUCUGUUUUGCUUGUAUCUUCCCAGCUUGUUCAAACAUUUACUAUUGGAAUUAUUGUAAUCCUGUGACCUAAUCUAUUCUAUAAUGCAAUCCAAUGGCUGAAAUCAUUUGC